Molecule: messenger RNA, 893 nt
Organism: Aspergillus glaucus CBS 516.65
Lineage: Eukaryota; Fungi; Ascomycota; Eurotiomycetes; Eurotiales; Aspergillaceae
Product: U4/U6-U5 snRNP complex subunit LSM3
Exons: 4
Coding region: 247-537 (96 amino acids)
Biological process (GO): P-body assembly; mRNA splicing, via spliceosome
Cellular component (GO): precatalytic spliceosome; P-body; U4/U6 x U5 tri-snRNP complex
Molecular function (GO): RNA binding
Source: RefSeq, a predicted model, not a curated record
AAUAAUAAAAAGAGCGACAAGAAGAGACGAAAAAGAGAAAGAAAGGACGACAUCUUCAAGAAUAACACCAGCAGUCAAAAUAACAACAACAGCCAGUACGACACAGCAGGGAAUACAGACAUUCACUUUGCUUCCUCACUAAGUCCGCACUGCUGGCUUGGCGGCGAUUCACUUCUGCUUCUCUCCAGCAGAACCACCACUUUACAACUCUCAAUUCACCAUCUACAUCCACACUCGCUUCUCAAGAUGGCCGAUACUGAGGAUGCGGGCCCGUCGUCCGUCUCGGAACCUUUAGAUUUGGUGCGCCUGUCGCUCGACGAGAUCGUGUUUGUGAAACUUCGCGGGGAUCGCGAGCUCAAGGGUCGUCUGCACGCCUACGACAGUCACUGCAACUUGGUAAUGGGAGAGGUGGAAGAGACCAUUUACGUUGUGGAGGAGAACGAGAGCGAGGAGGAGACCAUCAAGACGAUCAAGAAGCAGGAGGAAAUGCUCUUCAUUCGAGGUGACUCGGUGGUCUUGAUCUCUCCCCAGGCAUGAUUGCGACACGUUUACCCGCCGAACGAAGGAAAUAUAUCGAAAUCGAUCAGGAAGAAAGGAACAUUCGGACAAUGAAUGGAUAGACGAGACAUGGGCUGCGGAAAGCUAUAGAGCUACGGACACCCGACCUACGGCCAUGAAAUGAUACCACGAAGACAGUUAAUGUCCUGCUGCAUCGAUGAUACUAGCAAAUACUCCGUUUCAAUGAAUAGCAGGAUGUGAAGAAGAAGCGCCAGGACCGGGAGUACAAGACGGACAGUGACAGCAGUUCUGGGGCGGCUAUUCACCCUGAGUUCGUGUAUAAUUUCUUUUUAUUUGCGUUCCUCCAGAUUGACUCAUAUCUGUCAUUCUGCCCG